Meloidogyne enterolobii is the source of this 2271-nucleotide messenger RNA. The record is from the annotation of a GenBank genome assembly. Lineage: Eukaryota; Metazoa; Nematoda; Chromadorea; Rhabditida; Meloidogynidae.
AUGACAGAAGAUUUACCAAUGGAUUCCCCUCCAUCAUCACUACCCCAAACUCCCCCGUCUCAUACAGGCACGGUGCCUCGUUCGGGCUCUCCAAUCCCGUCAGAUUUGCGGCAUCGAGUCCCAGCCAUAUUUGGUGGGCAUCCCCCUUCUUUUAUGGAAAAGAGACGAAGUUCUAUAGUUAUGGGGCAGCGUUCUGUAGACUUACUCAUGGAACAGCCUGGCGAGCCUAUGCCUCGUUUUGUUAUUUUUAUCAUUCGAUGCUAUCGGAGAUGGGGUUAUUUCAUUGCUGAUCAUAGUUUAAAGGCAAUUCUCAUUUGUGUAUUAAUCAGUCUUGUUUGCCUGCAAGAGAAUGAUAUUACUGGUUAUUCUCCAUAUGGAGCAAGAGCUAGACAAGAAUUUACUCGUUAUCAAGAAUUUUUUUCUCAUGAUGGACCGGGUAUUACUGUUUAUAUUUUUGCUUUAGCUAAGGAUGGGGGAAAUAUGCUCAGGGAAAGAUACCUCAAUGAAACAGUUGAAAUUUUAAAUUUGGCAAAUGAAAAUGUGACUUUACAACAAAAUGGCCAUAACAAAAGUUUUGCUCAAUUUUGCCGCAGUUUUUGUAAAAUUAACGAGCCUGUUAGGGGCUUUUAUAAUGGCUUUCGACUUCAACUAGAAUCUAUAGCUAUGGGAAAUAAACCUAAUUCAAGAAUUAAAUUAAAUUAUCCAAAGUCUCAAAUUAUUGGACACACUUUUACUUUACAACAAAGCUUUUUUGGUGUUGAACGUUAUAAUUAUACAAAUGAAAUUGAAGAUAAAAAUAAUUUUAAUUUAACAGCUGCAUUACUUAAAGUAAAAGCUGAUGAAGAGGAGGAAGAAAAUAAAAAUAAAACAAAUAUUUUAAUAAAACAAAAAGAAUCGAAGAAAAAUAGAACUGAAAGGGAUAUUGAAAAUGAUAAUAUUUUAAAUUUAGAAAAUAAUUCAACGACUAAAAUUACAAAUAUAAAAUCGAUAAAAAUGGUUGUAUUACAAUUUCGAGCAGAACAUGAAAAUGGGUGGACUAGUGAAAUUGUAAAAACUUAUGAAAUGGCAAUGGUUAACCGAUUUGAAAAGGAAUACAAAUCUGAACGUUUAAAGUUAUAUGUAUUAUCAACAACUUAUGUACGUGCUGGAAUUUCAAUGGUUCCUUAUUUGUCUGUUGGUUUUUUGUUUAUGGUAGCCUGCUCAGUAUUUUUUGUAUUAAAUCGUGCCAUUUAUAUGCAUCAAAAUAGCCCUCCAAAAAUAUUUUUGGCUAUAGCAAUUUGUUUUUUGCCUUUUAUGUCUUGUGCAACAGCACUUGGUUUAAUGUUUAUUUGUGGACUGAGAUUUGCUUCAAUUUUGUGUGUUAUCCCUUUUUUAGUUCUUUCAAUAGGCGUUGAUUCUUCUUAUUUAAUGAAUCAUGAAUGGCAAAGUGUUAUUAAACAUUGCCGUGAACAGCCAAAUAGAAAAAAUUUAAAUGUUGGUUAUCGAGUAUCUCAAGUUCUCUCAGAAGUUGGGCCAGCUAUAUUAAUUUCAAUGUUAACCAAUGUGUUUGCUGAUGGGAUAGGUGCCAUUACAUCCUCUCCAGAAAUAACACUUUUGUGUGUUGGAAAUUUAAUUUCGAUGAUUAUUGCUUUUAUUUAUCAAAUGACUUGUUAUGCUGGUUUAAUGUCUCUUGUAGGGAGAUAUGAAAUUGCUUUAGAAAAACGAGAAAGAAGGGAAAUACAAGAAAGUAUAAGAAAAGCAAUUUCUAAUGGCUCUUCUCAAAUUGGGAUUAAUAAUAAUAAUAAUAAUUGCGAAUUAGGAUAUGGAAAACAUCAAUCUUUAAAUAGACAACAAAGCAAAUUUCACGAACAUACAAAACAUUAUAUUAGCAAAACAAUAACUUUUUACAUAAAAGUAAUAUCAAAGCGUGUAGUUGCUUUGUUUGUUAUUUUUAUUUAUUUUGUUUAUGUUGGCUUCUCAAUUUGGGGAAUAACUAGAAUGAAUAUUAAUUUAACUACACAAAAAUUAUUUGCAGAAGAUUCUCCUUUAUUACAAUUGGAUAAAUUACGUGUUAAAUACCAAGUACCUCAUUUUAUGAUGGCCACAGUUUUUAUUUGUGCACCAAAAAAUUUAAGCAAUCCUGAACGACUUGAAAAAAUGAAUAAUUUUGUUAGAGAAAUGGAACAACUAAAUGGAACUUGGGGACGUUCUUGGGGAACUAUUGGCACUCAAUACUUUGUUAGAGAUUUUAUUACUUUUGAGAAAAAUUUUGGAGGCAGGCAAAAAUUUUAA